Eimeria maxima is the source of this 1863-nucleotide messenger RNA. Its product is annotated as serine/threonine protein phosphatase 2A B56 delta subunit, putative. The record is from RefSeq and is a predicted model, not a curated record. NCBI's taxonomy places the organism in Eukaryota, Apicomplexa, Conoidasida, Eucoccidiorida, Eimeriidae. Gene Ontology annotation, molecular function: protein phosphatase regulator activity. The transcript is spliced from 11 exons. Gene Ontology annotation, cellular component: protein phosphatase type 2A complex. Gene Ontology annotation, biological process: signal transduction. Bases 1 to 1863 code for a protein of 620 amino acids.
AUGCGACGCCGUAUAUCGUCGCGGGAGGGGUUUUCGCGCAGCAGUUCACAGCAGUCUGACAAGCAACAGCAGCAGCAGCAACAGCAGCACGAGCAGCAGGAGCAGCAGCAGGCGUCAGAUCAGGCACAACAGCAGGAGGCAGCAACAGUGGCAUUAGCAGCAAUUGGUGAUGCUCCAGCGGCAGCAGAGAAGGGUGAUACGCUGAAUACUGCCCUCCACACCACUGGACGAAGCGCGACACGAGAGCGUCUCCUGCAUGCAGAUAGCCUUAAGAACCAAGACAGGCAUGUCCUUUUCUGGGUCUAUGUUUCCAUCUGUGUUGCUGUUUCUCUCCGUGUCAGCCUCUGCCUCUGUCGCUUCGUCAGUCUUCGUCUCUGUCUCGCCAUUUUCUGCCUGCCUGUCUUUGUCUCUACCUUGUGUCUAUUCAGCUGUGCUGCAGACCGACGGAGCGCCUCCGCGCGGGCGCUGCUACUGGGGAGGCCCCCUCAGGCCCGGGCACCUUGUCCCUUCCCUGCGGAUUUGAUGCCCCUCAUGGAGGCCCCUGUAGCAGACAGACCGGAGCUCUUCAGAAAGAAGCUUGCGGCUUGUUGUAUUGUGUAUGACUUCGAGUCGCCGGACUUUGCGCGGGACAAAGACCUGAAGAAACGGGCACUCGUGGAGAUUGUCGAGUACGUGAACAGCACGCGACACUGUUUUUCGGAGCAGGUUUUGCAGGACGUGAUGGACAUGGUCUCUGCGAACAUAUUCCGCCCUCUGCCGCCGUCGCAGCACCGGGGCGCAGCGCUGCUGGAGGCGGAGGAAGAGGAGCCGCAGCUGGACAGCGCGUGGCCUCACAUUCAAAUCGUGUACGAGUUCUUCCUCAGAUUCAUCGUCUCAAACGACGUCAGCGCUAAACUUGCCAAGAAAUUUAUCGAUCACCAAUUCGUCCUAAAGUUUCUGGAGCUCUUCAGCUCAGAAGACCCCCGCGAGAGGGACUACUUAAAGACCAUUCUACACAGGAUUUAUGGGAAGAUUAUGGCAUUGAGGUUCUUUGUGCGGAAGAGCAUUCAGCAGGUUUUCCAUCGCUUUGUUAACGAACAAGAGUCUCCCAACGGCAUAUCAGAACUCCUUGAAAUACUCGGCAGCGUCAUUAACGGCUUCGCCGUCCCCUUGAAGGCGGAACACAAGCUGUUUUUGGAGCGGGUCUUGUUGCCUCUGCAUAAGGCCAGGUCUCUCGCUGCAUUUCACAAGCAACUCACGUACUGCAUGGAGCAGUACGUCGCGAAGGAAAGUCGCGUGGCGGUACCGAUAAUCCUCGGGAUGGUCCGGUUUUGGCCUGCUUGCAACGCCCCCAAAGUGGUGUUAUUUCUUAAUGAGCUGGAGCACGUGUUGCAGGAGACGCAGCUACCCGAGUUUCAGGAGGUAAUGCUGCCUUUGUUUACACGGCUGGCAGAGUGCAUUCAGUCGCCUAACUUCUUAGUGGCGGAGCGGGUCCUGUUUCUGUGGAACAACGAGAAGAUCGUUAGACUAAUAAAUCUCAACAGGCCGGAACUGUUUCCCAUCAUAAUAGGGGCCUUAUUUCGGAGCUCGCAGCAGCACUGGAGCGUUACUGUACACACUCUUACCUACAAUGUCUCAAAAUUGCUGGCACAGGCGGACACGGCCCUCUUUGACGAAUGCAGUAGCCGAUUUGUGGCUGAAGAGAAACGGCGAAAGGAACAGGAAGAAGAGAGAGCCCAGCGGUGGGCUGAGCUGGAGGCGGAGGCUGCAGCCAAGGGGAGUUGGAGGGCAGCUGCUGACGGUUGCGAAGACUACAAUAUAAGGGCCCCUCGAGUCGUGCAGUACCUUUGGUUGGCCCAUCGAGCACCGUAUUGUGUGUGGUGA